Molecule: messenger RNA, 249 nt
Organism: Volvox carteri f. nagariensis
Lineage: Eukaryota; Viridiplantae; Chlorophyta; Chlorophyceae; Chlamydomonadales; Volvocaceae
Exons: 2
Source: RefSeq, a predicted model, not a curated record
UACAAACAGGAGGAGGAACGGCGCCAGGCGCUUCUCAAGUAUGUCCAGGAAGUCCAGCCGCAAUCGGUGACACAGUUUGCUGAGCAGACCCACCCCGUGGUGGUCCAGGCGAUGCGCCAGACGGUGCUAAACGUGGUUGGCAGCCUGCCACCACAGUACUUUAACGUUCGCAUCACCACUAUGGCAGAGAGCCUUGCCCAGCUAAUGCUGUCCAUCAUGACCACGGGCUACAUGCUCCGGUCAGCGCAG